AUGUCAGAGUCUUCUAAAUCCAAAUCUUCAUUAAAUUUGAACCCUUCGCCCACAUUGCAAUGCAAAGAUCUUCAUGAAUAUCUGAAAAGUCGAUCGGCGCAAUUCUUGGAGACUCUGUACAACUAUCCUACAAUAUGUUUAGCGGUAUAUCGGGAACUACCCGAAUUGGCGCGUCACUUCGUUAUCAGGUUGUUGUUCGUGGAGCAGCCAGUGCCACAGGCUGUUGUCACCUCUUGGGUAUCUCAAACUUUUGCCAAAGAACAAGCUAAGGCCUGUGAGGCAUUGUCAGAGCUGUCAGUAUGGCAGGAGGCCCCGAUCCCUGGUGGUAUGCCUGGCUGGAUGCUCGCACAGUCGUUCAAGAAGAACUUAAAAGUGGCACUACUUGGAGGGGGGCGCCCUUGGAGCAUGUCGUCCUCAUUAGAGCCGGACGGCAAGGCUCGCGACGUGGCUUUCCUGGACGCGUACGCGCUGGAGCGCUGGGAGUGCGUCCUGCACUACAUGGUGGGCAGCGCUCAGACCGAGGGCAUCAGCGCCGAUGCUGUCCGCAUACUGCUACAUGCUGGACUUAUGACCAGAGAUGCCGAAGACGGGUCUGCAGUAAUAACACGUGCAGGGUUCCAGUUCCUACUUCUAAGUACUGCUAAACAGGUGUGGCUGUUCCUCCAGCACUACCUGCACACGGCGGAAAAGAGGAGUCUCAGCGCCGCGGAGUGCCUCGCUUUCCUUUACCAGCUCAGCUUCAGUACACUCGGCAAGGACUACAGCACCGAAGGCAUGAGCAACAAUAUGUUGGUGUUCCUGCAACACUUGAGAGAGUUCGGCCUUGUCUAUCAGAGGAAGCGUAAGGCAGGUCGGUUCUACCCGACGCGCUUGGCGCUGAACAUCGCUUCAGUGACGGAGGGGGGGGCCGCCCCACAGCAGCAAGGCUACAUCGUGGUGGAGACCAACUACCGCGUGUACGCUUACACACAGACCAACCUGCAGGUUGCGCUUCUCGGACUCUUCACCGAGCUCAUGUACAGGUUCCCCAACUUGGUGGUGGGGGUGCUGACCCGCGAGUCAGUUCGCCAGGCGCUACGCGGAGGCAUCACCGCGCAGCAGAUCAUACAUUACCUUGAACAACACUCACAUCCACAGAUGUUAAAGUCUGAGACUGGUGGCAUCCGAUCCACAUCGAUGCUGCCUCCCACGGUCGUGGACCAGAUCAAGCUGUGGGAGACCGAACGGAACAGGUUCACGUACACCGAAGGGGUUGUGUACAACCAGUUCUUGUCACAGGCGGACUUUGUAGUACUCCGCGACUACGCAAAGCAACAGGGCGUGCUGACGUGGCAGAACGAACGAUCCCGAACCAUGGUCGUCACCAGGCACGGCCACGAUGACGUCAAGAAAUUCUGGAAACGGUACUCCAAGAGCUCCUAG
Messenger RNA from Arctia plantaginis, 1422 nucleotides. NCBI's taxonomy places the organism in Eukaryota, Metazoa, Arthropoda, Insecta, Lepidoptera, Erebidae. The record is from the annotation of a GenBank genome assembly.